AUGUCGGAGCACAAGAGCAACCACGAAGAAGAAUUGAAUCCGGAUGGUAUUGAUGCCGAACAUGCUGUGCCCGAGCCCGUGAAGCGUCAUAGGAAGAGAAAGCGCAAUGAUGAUUCCAUGCGCGCUGAGAAAUCUUUGUUGGAAAAGCAGCGUAGAGCAUUGAUGAAAAAGGCGAAGAAAUCUGCUGGAAGUUGUGACAAAGUUGUGAAAAAGAAAGAAGAAAAGAAACUUCCCAAGCAGCUCUCUGCGUUGAAUCUGAAGGCUGCCAAGUCUCAGGCUGAUGAGAUCAAAAAGCGAAGUGCAGCAGUCCACUGCUCAUCCACUCCCAUCUUGACGGAAUCUCUCAAAUUUACUGGGAAUAGACCAUCAAUCAGUCCUGUACAAAAAGCCAGUGACACUGAGCGAGUUUUGCCAGACAAGGAAAUGGAUGGGAAUGUUCUUAGUGGGGCAAAGGUAGGAAAAGCAUCCACCACUAAAGAGAAUAAAAUUAGCCAUAUCAAAGCUCGUUCGGAAAGUACAGCAAAACCCAGCACAAAUUUCAGCAGCAGUGAUGAAGAGUUUGCAGUAGGUAAAGAGAAAGAUGAAAGUGGUGAAGAGUCAAGUGAUGAAGAAGACAAAAUUGGAAAUAUUGAAGAGAAUGAAGAUAAAAAUAAAAGUAGUGAGGAGGAAGAAGAUAUAGAUAGAAAUAAUCAAGAGAAAGAAAAUGGAAAUAAAUAUGAAGAUGAAGAUGAUGAUGCAUAUGUUCAUGGGAAAAAGCCCAAACCUUUGAAGACAGAGGAAUACUUGUCUCACCUUCGGUACAAAAAGGGGGAUGAAGAUAGUGUAGAACUGCACCCUGGUUCUGGCAUAUACGUAAAUGAUGAUGCUUUACUGGGUCUAAAGUCCAAAAGCAAAACCCACAGCAGCAUAGUGCGCAGUCUUUUAGAGAUGGUGUUCACGGAUGAUGCUGUAAUGAAAUGCUCAUUGCUGGGUGGAGUCCAGAAGGGACCUCUGGGGAAAACGACAGAGUCUCGACCAGGGCUGUAUCCCAAAGCCUUGAAAGCAAUUAUGGAUAUGGCAAAACAUUUUUGUAAAGAAAAGAAGUUAAGGCGAGAAAGUGAAACCUCUCUUCAUAGGAAGAUGGGUACCAAAAUGAGUGAAAUGAGGGCACGGAUCAGGAAGGAGAUAGAAUUCAAGAGGAUGAAAGAAGAGAGAAAAAAAGAAAAGAAAGCAAGAAAGGCCAAGAAAGACCAUGAAAAGCAGGAUUAA
Frankliniella occidentalis (western flower thrips) is the source of this 1248-nucleotide messenger RNA. RefSeq names its product myb-like protein X. Bases 1 to 1248 code for a protein of 415 amino acids. The record is from RefSeq and is a predicted model, not a curated record. Lineage: Eukaryota; Metazoa; Arthropoda; Insecta; Thysanoptera; Thripidae. The transcript is spliced from 7 exons.